This is a messenger RNA of Lactuca sativa (garden lettuce), 1524 nucleotides long. NCBI's taxonomy places the organism in Eukaryota, Viridiplantae, Streptophyta, Magnoliopsida, Asterales, Asteraceae. The record is from RefSeq and is a predicted model, not a curated record.
CUCAUGUGAAUUAUUCAUCAAAGUUGCUAAUAUUUUUGUACAACAAACUACGUUAAAGGUCUGUAAGGUAACUUCAGAUCUCAAAUCACAAUAAUGGAGGACUUUUCAUUUUGAUCUUUUUAUUUCUUGUUGAAGUUAUAUAUAAAUAAUGAUUCAUGAAUCUAUGAUGUGAUGAAAUGUGUUUUUUUUUUUAAAAACUAUGUCAUAACUGCUAUCUCAUUUAUAAUUAAAGCAGGUUUGCUUGAAUGGCACUAUCGUCUACCCCCCCUGAUCUCAAAAAGUUUGUGGUCGAUGAAGGCCAUGGUGUGAAGGGUGUAUCAGAACUCAACCUCAAAAUUUUACCCGAGUUGUUCAUUCAACCGGUUGAAAAACGGCUCGAUAUGAGCAAAGUUCUGCAAGAUGAAUUGAUACAAGUAAUUGACAUAUCGGAUUCUGAAGACCCUCAGGUAAUAAAGUCGGUAUGCGACGCAGCCGAGAAAUUGGGAUUUUUUCAAAUUGUUAACCAUGGGGUGCCUCUAAGCAUAAUUGAGAGUGUUAUAGAGGCAACACAUAAGUUUUUCGGGUUGUCAAGCGAAGAGAAAAAGAAAUACUUGUCCCGGAAUACUCCUUCAAAAAAUGUUAGAUACCUUACAAGUUUCAGUCCAGAAGUGGACAAAGCCUAUGAGUGGAAAGAUCAACUAAGUUGUUUCUAUGUUUCGGAUGAAGAAACCUUGAAAUUCUGGCCAUCUGUUUGCAAGCAUGAAGCUCUUGAAUACUUGAAGACAUGUGAUUCAGUAAUCAAGACGCUAAUAAAAAUCUUAAUCACAGGAUUAGACAUACCAAACCUCAACGACACAUAUGAAUCAUUAUUUAUGGGUUCAAAACGAAUAAACCUAAACUAUUAUCCUGUAUGUCCCAACCCAGAGCUCUCAAUUGGCGCUGGUGGUCAUUCAGAUGCCUCAACGUUAACCGUGCUUCUUCAAGACCAGAUAGGAGGACUUUAUGUUUGGAAACAAGAUAGUGACUGUUGGAUCCAUGUCCCUCCUGUUAAGGGAUCAUUGACAAUUAACAUUGGUGAUGCUUUUCAAAUCAUGAGCAAUGGUCGAUACAAGAGUGUAGAACAUAUAGUGGUUGCUAACGCGCAUGAAAACCGGAUUUCGGUGCCUGUCUUUGUGAACCCAAGGCCGAGUGAUGUAAUCGGCCCUUUGCCAGAAGUGAUGGAUAGUGGGGAAAAGGCUUUGUAUAAGCAAGUUCUAUACUCGGAUUAUGUGAAGCAUUUUCUCAGGAAAUCAACUGAUGGGAAGGGCACUGUUGAUUUUGCUAUGAUUUGAUUAUGUUUCUUGAAAUAAUAAUGUAUCCGAGUCCAAGUGUUUUGGAAGCAUCACAAGGAUCUUGAAACGACAUAUGGGAAACCAAUUUCUAUCUAUUUAGAUUAAUAAAUUUUUACAAGGAUGGUGAAUUCUUGUAAAGGAUAAAGAACCGUAAUAUUUGCAAAUUUCAACUUCAGUAUUUUAUUAGAUUCACUAUCAAUUAUCAUAACAUAUU